Molecule: messenger RNA, 684 nt
Organism: Ahaetulla prasina
Lineage: Eukaryota; Metazoa; Chordata; Lepidosauria; Squamata; Colubridae
Gene: RAB42
Product: RAB42, member RAS oncogene family
Exons: 2
Coding region: 1-684 (227 amino acids)
Biological process (GO): regulation of exocytosis; protein secretion
Molecular function (GO): GTP binding; GTPase activity
Source: RefSeq, a predicted model, not a curated record
AUGGAAGUAUCUACUAAGGCAAAAUUGGGGCUGAUGCUGCCGGCCCAGCCGCCCAGUGGCAAUUGGCACUACCAGUUUCGGAUCCUCCUGCUGGGCGAUUCCACCGUGGGCAAAACAUCCCUGCUGCGGCGAUACACAGAGCGAUGCUUCAUCCCAACCCCGUGUCCCACCGUGGGCGUAGAGUUCUACAGCAAGAUGAUGGAGCUGCCUCCAGGAAUCAGGGUGAAGCUUCAGCUCUGGGACACUGCCGGUCAGGAGAGGUUCAGGUGCAUCACCAGGUCUUUCUACCGCAAUGCGGUUGGUGUGCUGCUGAUCUUUGAUAUGACCAACCGAAGGUCCUUUGAGAGCAUCUUUGAUUGGUACAAUGAGGUGACCAACGUGAUGGACAAAGUAAUUUUCCUCCUAGUUGGUCACAAGUGCGAUCUCGAGUCCAUGAACAGGGUCACCCUGGAGGAAGCAGAGGGCUUGGCUACUUCUCUAGGCACAUCUUUCAUAGAGACAUCUGCCAAAACUGACACCAACAUAGACCUGGCUUUCGAGACCAUCACCAAUGCUAUCUACGAGGCUCUGAGAAACAAAGAGUUUGACUUGCAGGAAGGCUGGGAUGGUGUGAAAAUCGUGUAUAAGAGGAGGGCGAGCAGUCUGCAAAGGAAGAAGCCAUCCAAAGAAGCAUGCCAGUGUUAA